This is a messenger RNA of Cornus florida, 1697 nucleotides long. Its product is annotated as hydroxyproline O-arabinosyltransferase PLENTY-like. The transcript is spliced from 9 exons. Bases 304 to 1407 code for a protein of 367 amino acids. Lineage: Eukaryota; Viridiplantae; Streptophyta; Magnoliopsida; Cornales; Cornaceae. The record is from RefSeq and is a predicted model, not a curated record. Gene Ontology annotation, molecular function: glycosyltransferase activity.
UGUUCACAUUCAGUAUCAAUCUUCCAGACCUCCGCGUAUUCAAAAGUCCUUUCUCUCUCUCUCUCUCCUCUCCUCUCUCUCUCUCUCCUCUUUCUCUCUCUAGAUUCGGUUUCGCAUUACAAUACUCUUUGGCAAUCUGUAUAAUGGUAUGUUCUUCAUUCGUUACAGUUGUAUAUUGAACUAGUUAAUUUGUGGAGUUUCAUGAUAUUUGAUUGUUUGCACAUCAGACCUAUUGUAGAUAGAACAAUUGGGUUGGGUUGACUUUGGGAAGUUUUGGAAUUGUGUUCUUUAAUUUAGAAUAAAAUGAUUGGGAGGAAAAAUCCUGGGCGUGCUUCGCCUAUACUUUUGAUUACGUUGGCAUUUGGGUCUUUUUUUGCUACAUAUAAUUUGGUAACAAUGGUAAUGCGGAACAAAGCUGCCGGUUCGAAAAAUCCCGUUGGGGAGGGUUUGGACUGGUUUGAUCCUGUUACUCAGAUGCCAGAAGCGGUGAAGAGAGCUGGGAAUCCGAAUGUCCGAUACCAUGUUGCCCUAACGGCCACUGAUGCGCCUUAUAGCAAAUGGCAAUGCCGGAUUAUGUAUUAUUGGUACAAGAAGUCCAAAGAUGUAUCCGGUUCCGAUAUGGGGGGUUUCACCAGGGUUUUGCAUUCAGGAAGUCCUGAUAAUUUGAUGGAGGAGAUACCCACUUUUGUGGUUGAUCCCCUUCCCCAAGGGCUGGAUCGGGGUUACAUUGUCUUAAAUAGACCCUGGGCUUUUGUGCAAUGGCUGGAAAAAGCAACAAUUGAGGAAGAAUAUAUUCUAAUGGCAGAACCUGAUCACAUAUUUGCAAAUCCUUUGCCAAACUUGGCACAUGGAGACCAUCCGGCAGGAUUCCCAUUUUUCUACAUAAAACCUGAAGCAAACGCAAAAAUUGUAAGGAAGUAUUAUCCUGAGGAAAAAGGACUUGUGUCUAAUGUUGAUCCAAUUGGAAAUUCUCCUGUAAUUAUCAAGAAGUCUAUCCUGGAGAAGAUUGCACCUACGUGGAUGAAUGUUUCUUUGAGGAUGAAAGAUGACCCAGAGACUGAUAAAGCUUUUGGAUGGGUGCUAGAAAUGUAUGCAUAUGCUGUAGCAUCAGCAAUACAUGGUGUACGACACAUUCUUCGUAAAGAUUUUAUGCUACAGCCACCAUGGGAUUUGGAAAUUGGAAAGAAGUUCAUCAUCCAUUACACUUAUGGAUGUGAUUACAAUCUGAAGGGAGAGCUGACGUAUGGAAAAAUUGGGGAAUGGCGCUUCGACAAGAGAUCAUACCUUCGGGGUCCUCCACCAAAGAACCUCUCAUUACCCCCUCCAGGAACUCCUGAAAGUGUGGUACGGCUGGUAACAAUGGUGAAUGAGGCAACUGCAAAUAUUCCCCGAUGGGAAACAGAAUAAGUAGUGGAUGUUAUCAGGAACUAAGCUGUGCAUCACUAUUUUGGAAAUCUUCCGUUGUCUGUGAUACAAGACUGAGGACCCUCAUGUUGAAAAACUCUCAACAUCAAACAGCCUCCAAGAGCAAUGAUGAUACGUAUAUACAAUCACGGAGAACAGAAGAACUAUAUAAUCAUAGAGAGAAUUUCUUUGGUUCGUCGAUAUUUUGGCAAUUAGAGAUGUUAAAACCAAGAAUACCAUUAAAUUCUUUUGUACAACUCUUGCUUUCCUAGUUGAAGUUCAUUGUUGAUCUA